AUGGCCAAUCUAGCAUCAAUAUACAAGAAGCAAGGGCGAUGGAAAGAAGCUGAAGAGUUGAAUGUGCAAGUAAUGGAAACGAGAAAAAGGGUGCUGGGUGCAGAGCAUUCAGACACGCUGACUAGCAUGAACAAUCUUGCCUUGACCUGGAAAAGGCAGGGCCGCGGUGCGGAAGCCUUCAACUUAAUGGGGGACUGUAAACAGUUACGAACAAAGACUUUAGGCAUUGAGCAUCCUGAUACCAUUUCAUCAUCUACGAUAUUGACCCGUUGGCAGACGGAGAAGUUGGAUAUUGAUGUGUCAGCAGCUGACAAGGCUGCAUAA
Talaromyces proteolyticus is the source of this 324-nucleotide messenger RNA. RefSeq lists its product as uncharacterized. NCBI's taxonomy places the organism in Eukaryota, Fungi, Ascomycota, Eurotiomycetes, Eurotiales, Trichocomaceae. The record is from RefSeq and is a predicted model, not a curated record. The transcript has a single exon. Gene Ontology annotation, molecular function: protein binding. The coding region runs from base 1 to 324 and encodes 107 amino acids.